Arachis stenosperma is the source of this 2480-nucleotide messenger RNA. RefSeq lists its product as uncharacterized. Gene Ontology annotation, molecular function: protein binding. The record is from RefSeq and is a predicted model, not a curated record. The transcript has 6 exons. Bases 72 to 2219 code for a protein of 715 amino acids. Lineage: Eukaryota; Viridiplantae; Streptophyta; Magnoliopsida; Fabales; Fabaceae.
CUAUUUCCACCAUAUAUAGCUAAGACAAGACUUGAAGAGAGUAACAAAUUAGUUAGUUAGUUUAAGGGGAAAUGGGUGAGGAAUCAGGGUUGAAUGGAAUGGGCAUGGAAGAAGCUCAACGAGCGGCUUUAUUCAGAGACUGGGAGAAUUUCAAGAAAUUCUUCGCAAAUAACAACCAGGCCUUGCUUAAGCCUAUGGAUAUGGGCUUAAACACGGCCUUUCACGUUGCCAUGGCCUUAGAGUCCACCCGCGACGCAGAACUACUGAAGGAGUUGCUGGAAAUGGUUGGCGAGGAAGAGAGGUGGCAGGCGCUGAGAACGGCGAAUGGCGAUGGGGACACGCUUCUCCACGUGGCGGCCGCAAGUUGCAAGGAGCUUGACGCUGUGGAGUUGGUGCUCGACUACGAGAAGAAGGUGCAGGCGCCGCUGGAGGAUGAAGAAACAGAGGGGGAUUGGAAAGAGAAGAAGAUAUCAUUGGUGGAACUGAGAAACGACUAUGAGGAAACCCCGAUUUUCACGGCUUCUAAGGAAGGGAAUCUCAAGAUGCUCCAGCACGUUGCUAGAUGUGUAGGCGCUGCUGACUUGCGAAAGCAUUUCUACCGAGGUGCUGACAAAACUUCCAUCCUUCAUAUUGCUAUAAUUGGACAACACUUUGAUGUUGCGGUUUGGUUGCUGGAAGUGGAUGGUAGUUUGGCUAAUGAAACGGACGAUAGCAAAUUUACGAGUCUUCAACUGUUAGCCAAGAUGCCUUUUGUGUUCCCAAGCCAUUCCCAAUUCAGCACUCUCAAAUCUCUCAUAUAUUAUUUGCUUCCGGAGUACGAGUACCAAGAUUUUGAUCAUGAAAGCAUACGGGUUCUCAGGCAAGGGACAGAAUCAUCAAAUGGAAUUGGAAAUGGAAAUGCACACACCUCAGUGUUUACAAGAAUCAACCGUGCUAUUUGGAAGUUUCUUGCUGAAGAAUGGAUGGUGAUACAUGACAUUUGGCAGACAAAGAAGCAGCACAAGUUAGUUAUGCAUCUAACCAAGUCGUUAGUGCCAAAAGACUACUCAUGGCGAGAAACUAACAUUCAUGUUACUAGUCAACGGCAACGAACGGUGGCUGUUUUUCCAAUUUUUGAAGUCUCCGUUCGUCAAAGAUUGAUCCAAAAAAAGAGGGACAGCAGACAGGAUGAGAAGGGUGGGACGCAAAAGGUAGAUGCCACCAGUUAUAGCCCUACGCCAUUGCUCUUAGCAGCUAGCACCGGAAUUGUGGAAAUCAUUGAGCAAAUAAUCGAAGUACACCCAGAUGCCAUAAACCAUGUUGGUGUAAAAGAGCUUGAUGUGCUUCAAGUUACAGUCAUGACACGACAACUUGAAAUUUUUCGAUUCCUAAAGACUUGCUGUGGCACUUCAAUGAUGAAGAAGUUGGCAGGUCGAAUCGGUAGAGAGGGUCGCACCUUGUUGCAUUACGUUGCACCGAUGAAGUAUAAGAGAAAGCACGAGGCCGGCGUUGUAUAUAAACUACAAGAAGAGCUCCGUUGGUUUGAGCGUGUGAUGAACAUAACCCCUUCGUACCUUCACAUACAUUGCAAUGAUGAGAAGAACCAAACGGGAAAAGAACUAUUUGAAACGGAGCAUGAUGCUAUGCUAAAGAGCGCACAAGAAUGGCUGAAGCAGACAUCUCAAUCAUGCUCAGCAGUGGCUGUGUUAGUGGCCACCGUUGUGUUUGCAGCAAUUUACCAAGUUCCAGGAGGAACUGAUAACAAUGGCGUCCCCAAACUGAUAGGAUCUUCCGUUUUCUGGUUCUUCACGAUCAUGGAUGUUUUGGCACUUGGGAGUUCUCUGUCUUCAGUUGUGAUGUUCCUCUCCAUACUCUCAUCUCCAUUUGACAUGUGGCAGUUCCGUAGCUCACUCCCUCGAAGGCUCUCGAUAGGCUUCACCAUGCUGUUCUUCGCGUUGAUUACGACCAUGAUGUCCUUCACCGCAACCAUUUUGCUCACCAUAAGUAGGAGCCUGAAUUCAAAAAGAUGGAGCGCCAAUUUGUUGUAUAGCGUUGCGUUUAUACCUGUCACCAUAUUUGCACUGAUGCAGUUCCCACUCUACAUGACUUUCAAGAGAGCCGCCAUACAAGUUUGGAGCAUGUUUAAGAGGUUGGUUCCAAGACGUGUGAUCAAGUCAACUAGAAGGUCCGGGAAAAGAAGGUUUCGUCGCUCUGUUGUCAAGAAAUUUCAACAUUCCUAGCUAUUUCGCCUUAUAUAUUCACUUGUAUUCACACUCUUGUACGUAUAUGCAUAUUAUUACAGUUAUUUACGGUCGUAGAUAGAUAUGUGAUAACACAUUUAAAAAGAUAUUUUAUAUUAUUAUUUAAAUCAAUUAAAUCAUUAUUAUUACAACAAUGUUAGGGAACUAAUUCUAUAUAAGUCAAAAAUCAGUCAACUGGUAAAUUAGAGGCACCGUGACUUUAACUACUGAUAGGCACACGGAUGUUUCUUUUUCUUGUAA